Microthlaspi erraticum is the source of this 720-nucleotide messenger RNA. The record is from the annotation of a GenBank genome assembly. Lineage: Eukaryota; Viridiplantae; Streptophyta; Magnoliopsida; Brassicales; Brassicaceae.
AUGAAGAUUUGGUGUGAUGUGUGUGACAAAGAAGAAGCUUCAGUGUUUUGUUGUGCAGAUGAAGCAGCUCUUUGUAACGGCUGCGAUCGCCAUGUUCAUUUCGCCAAUAAGCUCGCCGGGAAACAUCUCCGAUUCUCUCUCACUUCUCCUACUUUCAAAGAUGCUCCUCUCUGUGAUAUUUGCGGGGAGAGGCGUGCAUUACUAUUUUGCCAAGAAGACAGAGCCAUACUAUGCAGAGAAUGUGACAUUCCAAUACAUCAAGCUAAUGAGCACACUAAGAAACACAAUAGAUUCCUCCUUACCGGCGUCAAGAUAUCCGCUUCUCCGUCCACGUACCCGAGAGCUUCCAAUCCCAACUCGGUGUGUCGGGCCAAAACCAGACCCAAAUCGGUAUCGGGCGAGGUCCCGAGCUCGGGCUCCAGCGAGGUCUUUGCGAGCUCUCCUUCGACGACUACAAGCAACUACUAUCACGGGCUAGAGGAAAACUAUCAUCAAGCGAGUGAUUCGGGUUCUGGGUCGGGUACGGGCAGUAUAUCGGAGUAUUUGAUGGAAACAUUACCGGGUUGGAGAGUGGAGGAUUUGCUUGAGCAUCCUUCUUGUGUCUCUUAUGAGGAUAACACUAUUAGUACUAAUAACAACAACAGUGAGUCCUAUAGGGUUUACGAUGGUUCUUCACAAUACCAUCAUCAAGGGUUUUGGGAACAAAAACCCUUUACCUAA